GGUCAGCAAAUAGCAGCACAAGAAGAAGAAGAAGAAGGACCUUCUUUCUGAAAAAAAAAAAAAACCUGCUAUCUUUUUCAAUUAGCAUUUUUUUUAAAUUAAAAAAAAAAACUAAAGAAAGAAAAGAAAUACAAGAGAAAUCAUGUCAAUCAAUCGAUCGGCGCUGCUUACCUUGUGUCUGGUGAUGGCCGCUUGUCUGGCCGAGCCCAUCCGCGAGAAACGAUCGCCGGAUGGACAUGGACAUCAUGGACAUCACGACCACGGUCACGAUCACGGACACGAUCACGGACACGGUGGUGGCGCUCCCAUUCACACGCCCGAUGUAGGCGCAUCAGCUUACGGUGGUCCAGUGGCCGUCCCCACUUACGACGCCCAACCGGCCCAGCAACAUCACGACCAUCACCAUCACGACGCCCAACCGGCCGCUCCGUCCUACGACGCUCAACCGGCUGCUCCUUCGUACGACGCUCCUCAGUCUUACGAGGCUCAAGCGGCUCCUUCUUACAGCGCCGCGGCUCCUGAAUAUGCCCCACCGGCACCUCAGUCUUACGAAGCUCCUGCAGCGCCAUCUUACAGCCCUCCGGCUCCCGCCUACAGCCCUCCGGCUCCGGCUUAUAGCCCACCAGCUCCAGCUUACACUCCUCCGGCUCCUGCUUACUCACCACCUGCCCCUGCCUAUUCGCCACCUGCCCCUGCCUAUUCGCCACCGGCUCCUUCCUACACCCAAGCCGCUCCCGUUUACAGCCCGCCCGUUCAAUCGUACUCCCCACCGGUUCAAUCCUACUCGCCUCCGGCCCAAUCUUACGGAGCUCCUCAGCAAUCUUACGGAGCUCCUCAGCAAUCUUACGGAGCACCGAGACCCAGCUACGGAGCUCCUAAGGCGCCCAAGAAGCCAAAGGGCAGCUACGGACCCCCUCAGCAAUCUUACGGAGCCCCGCAACCCACUUACGGAGCCCCCAUUCAAUCUUACGCUCCACCGCAGCCUUCUUACGCUCCUCCUCAGCCAUCGUACGCUCCCCCUCAACCUUCUUACUCGCCCCCGCAAGCGUCUUACGCCCCACCGCAACCGUCUUACGCUGCCCCGCAGCCGUCCUACGGAGCCCCGAGACCUUCGUACGGCGCCCCGAGGCCCAGUUACGGAGCGCCUAAGGCUUCCAAGAAGCCCAAGUCGAGCUACGGACCCCCGCAGCAAUCUUACGGAGCUCCUCAGCCAGCUUAUCACGCUCCCGCUCCUGCUUACGCUCCUCCCCAGCCCAUCUACAGCCCGCAGCCCGUUCAGCAGCAAGGCUACGGUCGUUAAAGCACACGCGUGAGUUCGCUGGUUGAUUCACGCAAAAUUUGGAAUUUCCUUAACUAUCGAUCUUUUAUAAUUACUCACCUUCAGCACACACUCCCGAUAUUUUGUUUUCUGUUUUUACCUUCGGAUUUUAUUCUUUUAGUUUCUCAUCCCCUGCAUCAGUCAUCCUUCUUUAACUAUCGCCAGUAUCUACCAACCAAUACCAAAAACAAAACAAAAGAAAGGAUAAUUCGUUUUUCAAGCAAAAUUAUUACAUCAAUUUUUAAUUAUACCUUCUUCUUUUUCUUUCCCCCUCUCUGAAUUUCACUGAUUGAAACUGUUUUAUGCAACAUGUCAGGUGUGACGCUCAGAUUGAAACAUUGCCCCACCCUCCUCAACAUCGUCUGUUGUAUAACUAUUUUUGCAAUCACAAAAAAGAAAAAUGAAUGACAACAGAAAUACAUCAAAAUGAAAAUCA
This is a messenger RNA of Daphnia carinata, 1754 nucleotides long. RefSeq names its product DNA-directed RNA polymerase II subunit RPB1-like. Lineage: Eukaryota; Metazoa; Arthropoda; Branchiopoda; Diplostraca; Daphniidae. The record is from RefSeq and is a predicted model, not a curated record. Bases 143 to 1300 code for a protein of 385 amino acids. The transcript is spliced from 4 exons.